CGUCAGACGCUUUUUAUUGCGUUAAGGAAUGCAUGAUUCCAUGAUAUCUGUGUGUGUGUGUACUUGGAAACAGUACACAUUAAGCAGAACUGGAUACACAGAAUAAAGGACAGCAUGAGCUACAAAGCCCUGAAGUGUGGCAUACGCUUCAAGCCACCUGCCAUUAUUCUCCUAUAUGAGGAUGUGUCAACAGGAAAAUCUCGCCAACGCAGUAUGCCAGUAAGGAACUUUUCAAAAUUUUCAGACUGUAGCCGAGCAGCAGAACAGCUGAAAAAUAAUCCUCGCCACAAGCAGUAUUUAGAAAAUGUGUUGCCAAAACAGCUGGAGAGGCUUUAUAUAUUGUUAAAGGGACAUUUAAACGGGGAAAACCUUCAGGUAAGUCUGGAGGGAAUUCGAAGAGAUGAAACUUUAGACCCAGAGGAAGAUUUGAACAAGCUGGAUGACAAGGAGUUGGCUAAAAGGAAAAGUAUAAUGGAUGACCUCUUUGAGAAGAAUCGGAAGAAAAAGGAUGACCCAGAUUUUGAGUACAAUGUAGAAGUGGAUUUUCCUCAGGAUGGGCCUAUACAGAGCUGUGGCUGGGAUGAAGAAUCGGAGAAUGAAUUCUAAUCAAUACACCGGUCAUUGCAGACCAUUUUUCAGGGAUAUGAAACAACUUGAUAUCUAAACUUUUACUUAAAAAUGUAUUUAAUUCAAGGGGCGCAUAUUUUAACAGCAUUAUGAAUAUAAUGCAUUACAAAUAUACUUUUUAAAAAGGAAAAGGUAAAUCUCUGAAUGUCAGUUUUUGCAUGAUUUCCCUUGGAUCGGAUUGUUACACAGCUCUUACAAUGUAAUCCAAUUAGCCAAUAUGUAAGCCAAUCCCUAGACUGCUAUCAAACUGAAUGGAAAAGAUGAGUGAGCAUAAAAGCUUUUAUGACAUCAGCCAUGCUCAUGCUCUGUAAUAGAAUACCAGGCAGCUGCACAACUACCACCUCAUGCUUAGGGGGCCCAUUGCACUAAGGGCCACCUGAUCAGUAUUGCUAAAAGGGUCCCAAUCAGGUCUGCGGCCCUUUAUCAGCUCGAUUACAUCAGCAGCAAGGGAGGAAGGCAGUGCAGGUAACUUCCUCCGAACUGCAUAGAGAGAGAACCAGGUGGGAGGAGGAGACAGCACAGGCAGAACCCCAGGCACUCACCCUUCUGUACACUAAAGGUAUGCUAACAGGAGGAUGGCUGACAAUAUUAAACUUAUGGCAUGUAUGUAUCUGUGUCAGUUUGUGUGCAUCUGUGUUUCAGUGUGUAUAUGUCAAUGUGCGUGUAUCUGUGUGUCAAGGUGUGUUCAUAUCUUUGUAAGCACCCACACCAAAGAACUCCCAAGCAGAAAUAUUACAUACAAACACACCCCUGUAUUAAAACACUAAAAUUAUAUACAAACACUCCUGGAUUUAAACACCAACACUACACACAAAAGCCCACCUGCAUUUAAAAGCCAAAACUUCAUACAAACACACCCCUGCAUUUAAAAGCUAACACUACACACAAGUACAUCACUGCAUUCCAAUGACAAUAGAAAAUACAAAUACACACGUACAUACACACAGAUACUCUAUACAAAAACAUGCAUUUAAAGCACAAACACUGCUCACAAAUAUUACCCUGCAAGGAUGGGCAAAUGGUAGAUCCCCAGCUGGCAUAACAUUGUGGGAGUUGUAUGGCAGAUGGGGAUCUACCUCCUGCACUGAUGCAAUGCAGUUCCCACAUGACUGCACAUUUUGCUUUCUUGCACCUUUUAGUGUGUGGUGUUUUGCAUAAGUCAAUAAAAUUGUUUUAAAAUGUUGUCCACUGUAAAAAACACACUACAUUACCUCUUUACUGGGAGUAUGCACAGUAAUACUAAGCAAUAUAAACUAUACUUCUACAAACUGUAUUUGAGUAGCCAUGUAUGGCUUCGUGAAACAAAUAUUUCAAAGGAAAUGGUUGUGCAAGUUCCGGAUUAAAGCCAGCUGACACGUCCCAGCAAAGUUACAUAUUAUUCUGUACACAGCAGUUAUAGUUAUCCAAGGAGAUUACACAGUACUAAUAUUCAAAGGCAGGACAAAGAUGACUGAUCAUGUCUCUUCAAUCAGUGUAUUAAAACAAUGACCUUAAUAUUCUUUUGAUUUUUGUGCUUGAAAUGAAAGGAAAACCUGUUGUAUUUAUUUAAAUGAUACCUUCCCCCCCCCCUAGUUUCUUGUUAUUAUUAUAAUAGCAUAUGUUAACACAGUAGAUCUAAUAUCAGAUUCCACACAUUAUGGUGUAACUGUAGCCAAUAGUUUUUAUUUAAUGUGACGAUUCGGUUACAGACUACCUUUCAGGUUAUGUUGAAUU
Molecule: messenger RNA, 2340 nt
Organism: Pelobates fuscus (common spadefoot toad)
Lineage: Eukaryota; Metazoa; Chordata; Amphibia; Anura; Pelobatidae
Gene: CEP19
Product: centrosomal protein 19
Exons: 4
Coding region: 115-606 (163 amino acids)
Biological process (GO): trans-Golgi to periciliary membrane compartment transport; microtubule anchoring at centrosome
Cellular component (GO): centrosome; ciliary basal body; centriole
Source: RefSeq, a predicted model, not a curated record